AUGAUUUCUUCCAGCACAGUUCUAACAGUGUUUGUCUUUUACCCACAGGUUAUCGUCUCGCUGGACGAAACCGUCACCAGGGAGGAUUUUGACGACCUUCUGUACAUUUUCAAUGUAUCGUCAAAAAGCUACGCGAUUGAUCAGAAAUUAUCCGAGAAGAUUAACUUGUUUUCUAACCACUCUUAUCUCCGCGAAGAUGCAAUCCUGUCACACCCUAUCUUUAAUUCGUAUCAUUCGGAAACCGAACUGCUACGAUACAUGAAACAACUGGAGAACAAGGAUUUCUCACUGGUCCACUCGAUGAUUCCACUUGGUUCUUGCACCAUGAAACUAACUCCAACCACAGCAGUUAUGCCAGUUUCGUGGUCAACAGUAAACCAGAUACACCCAUUUGCUCCGCUUGAUCAAACGGAAGGUUACGCUGAGCUCAUCUCUGAAUUGGAACACGAUUUGGUCGAGAUGACGGGCUACGACCAUGUGUGCCUGACACCAAACAGCGGAGCACAAGGAGAAUACUCCGGUUUGCGAGCAAUCGCAGGCUACUUGGAAAGCAUAGGCGAGUCUAAACGGAAGGUCUGUCUAAUUCCAACAUCUGCUCAUGGGACAAACCCUGCGAGUGCUCGGUUAGCUGGCAUGACUGUUCAACCGGUCAAUGUAACCAAACGUGGUGCCUUUGACAUGGGGCACUUAAGACAACAGGUUGCUCGACACAAGGACGCACUUGCUGCCAUCAUGAUCACCUACCCGACCACCUUUGGCGUAUUCGACGAUAAUCUCCUAGAAGCAACUGAGCUCGUGCAUCAAGCAGGCGGCCAAGUAUAUCUUGACGGAGCAAAUCUAAACGCGCAGGUUGGUCUUUGUCGUCCUGGAGAUUACAACACGGAUGUGGCACAUCUAAAUUUACAUAAAACAUGUGGAAUCCCCAAAGGUGGAGGAGGUCCAGGAGUUGGUCCAGUCUGCGUCAAAUCUCAUCUCGCUCCUUUCCUACCUCAGCACUACUGGCGCCCGACUUGCUUGGGAGUGCGUGCAACAAAGCAAACCUCUGAUCCAGAUUGGAGGACCGUUUGCUCUGCUCCGUUUGGUUCAGCCAGCCUUCUUCCUAUUCCUUGGGCCUACAUCAAGCUUUUGGGACCCAAGGGUCUUCGGCGGGCUUCCGAAGUGGCAAUUCUCAACGCCAACUACAUGCUUCAGCGAUUGAAGAAACAUUACCCGAUUAAAUUUGUUAAUGACAAUGGAUGUUGCGCACACGAAUUCAUCAUUGACUGCUCUGGCUUUGAGAAAUAUCACAUAACGACAGUGGAUGUUGCCAAGCGCCUGAUGGACUACGGUUUCCACGGACCAACCAUGUCUUGGCCUGUCUCGUCGGGUCUUAUGAUCGAACCGACGGAGAGCGAAUCAAAGGCCGAGUGUGAUCGACUGUGUGACGCGCUAAUCGGUAUAAGGCAAGAAAUCGAGAAAGUUGCCCGAGGGGAAUGGAGCACGGAGAACAAUCCGAUAAAGCAUGCGCCUCACACGAUGGAGGCGGUAACCAGCGAAAAAUGGGACCGGCCCUAUACGCGCCAAGAGGCAGCGUUUCCAGCACCCUGGCAACGUACAGGAGAGCAUGCGUUUGACAAAAGAAGUAAGAUUUGGCCCAGCGUCGGUCGGUUGGAUGACGUUUACGGAGACACACAUUUGGUGUUCCGGACCGAUAACUCAACGGCGGUGAAGAGAAAAACCGGUUGA
Dicrocoelium dendriticum is the source of this 1725-nucleotide messenger RNA. Lineage: Eukaryota; Metazoa; Platyhelminthes; Trematoda; Plagiorchiida; Dicrocoeliidae. The record is from the annotation of a GenBank genome assembly.